Anolis sagrei ordinatus is the source of this 3798-nucleotide messenger RNA. RefSeq names its product frizzled class receptor 10 (gene FZD10). NCBI's taxonomy places the organism in Eukaryota, Metazoa, Chordata, Lepidosauria, Squamata, Anolidae. The record is from RefSeq and is a predicted model, not a curated record. Gene Ontology annotation, cellular component: plasma membrane. Gene Ontology annotation, biological process: canonical Wnt signaling pathway; non-canonical Wnt signaling pathway. Gene Ontology annotation, molecular function: Wnt-protein binding; Wnt receptor activity.
CUCCGCCGCCGCCGCCGCUCCCCGGGCCCGGGCGCCUGGAAGGGAGGGGCUCGGCGGUGGCCGGGGCCGAGGCGUCUCCGGGACAGGCGCCGCUCUGAGCCGGACCCCGGGAGGAGAGGAGCCAUGAGCCUGGCCCGGCUGUGCCUGCUGCUGCUGCUGUGCCCGCCCUGCCUGGGCAUGGGCUCGCUGGAGCAGCCCGAGCGGCCGGGGGAGUCCCGCUGCCAGCCCAUCGCCAUCCCCAUGUGCCAGGACAUUGGCUACAACGUGACCCGCAUGCCCAACCUCAUGGGCCACGAGGACCAGCGCGAGGCCGCCAUCCAGCUCCACGAGUUUGCCCCGCUGGUGGAGUACGGCUGCCACGGGCACCUGCGCUUCUUCCUCUGCUCGCUCUAUGCCCCCAUGUGCACCGAGCAGGUCUCGGCCCCCAUCCCGGCCUGCCGGGUCAUGUGCGAGCAGGCCCGGCUCAAGUGCUCGCCCGUCAUGGAGCAGUUCACCUUCCGCUGGCCCGACUCCCUGGACUGCAGCCGCCUGCCCAGCAAGAACGAUCCCAACUUCCUCUGCAUGGAGGCCCCCAGCAACGGCUCCGAGGAGCCCCCCAAAGCCGGACCGCUGCCCCCCUUGUUCCGGCCCCACCGGCCCGCCGAGCAUGAGCCUCCGCCACCGCCGCCCAAGGGGGCGUCUUCCUGCGGGAACCCGGGCAAGUUCCGGCGCGUGGAGAAGAGCGCCUCUUGUGCCCCACUAUGCAGCCCAGGGGUCGACGUCUACUGGAGCCGGCAGGACAAGCGCUUUGCCGCCAUCUGGAUCGGUGUCUGGUCGGUGCUCUGCUUCUUCUCCAGCGCCUUCACCGUCCUAACCUUCCUGGUGGACCCCCAGCGCUUCAAGUACCCCGAGCGGCCCAUCAUCUUCCUCUCCAUGUGCUACUGCGUCUACUCGCUGGGCUACCUCAUCCGCCUCUUCUCCGGGGCCGAGAGCGUGGCCUGCGACCGAGACAGCGGCCAGCUCUACGUCAUCCAAGAAGGCUUGGAGAGCACCGGCUGCACCCUGGUCUUCCUGGUGCUCUACUACUUCGGGAUGGCCAGCUCCUUGUGGUGGGUGAUCUUGACCUUGACCUGGUUCCUUGCCGCCGGGAAGAAAUGGGGCCAUGAGGCCAUCGAAGCCAACAGCAGCUACUUCCACUUGGCGGCCUGGGCUGUCCCGGCUGUGAAGACCAUUGUGAUCUUAGUGAUGCGCCGAGUGGCCGGGGAUGAGCUCACAGGCGUCUGCUACGUGGGCAGCAUGGAUGUUGAUGCCUUGACCGGCUUCGUCCUGGUCCCCUUGGCUUGCUACCUUGUCAUCGGGACCUCCUUCAUCCUCUCGGGCUUUGUGGCCCUCUUCCACAUCCGACGGGUGAUGAAGACGGGCGGGGAAAACACCGACAAGCUGGAGAAGCUCAUGGUCCGAAUUGGUGUCUUUUCCGUCUUAUACACAGUGCCGGCCACGUGCGUGAUCGCCUGCUACUUUUAUGAGCGGCUGAAUAUGGAUUACUGGAAGGUCUUGGCAAUGCAGCAGAAGUGUAAGGUGAAUGGCAAUCAGACCAAACACUUGGACUGCACCAUGAGCAAAUCCAUCCCUGCCGUGGAGAUUUUCAUGGCCAAGGUCUUCAUGCUGUUGGUUGUGGGGAUUACAAGCGGCAUGUGGAUCUGGACCUCCAAGACCCUCCAGUCCUGGCAAAACGUUUGCAGUCAGAGACUGAAGAAGAGGACACGGAGGAAACCGGCCAGUGUGAUUGCAAGCAGUGGACUGUACCAAAAAACCCAGCAUCUGCCCAAAGUCCACCACACAAAAUAUGAGCCAGCUUUGCAAUCCCCUACCUGUGUGUGAACAACUUUGCCUACCAAUAGCAUUUGUUUGUUUUUGAUUGUUUUUUUUUUAAAAAAAGCUACAAGUGUCUAACCUGUGUCACGAGACUUACAAGUGCUCAACAUUGCACUCAGAACUAAGGAAAAGCAUGAUAGUUAAUGCAAUUGUGUGGGGUUUUUAAUGUCCUUUGAUCAGAUAGACAAAAGAGCAAAUCUAGGAGGGGAAGGAUUGAACUGUUAGAAUGCAGAGUUUGGAGAGAAAACUGAACAUAGGGCUGCUGUGAGAUUUCUGGGCUGUAUGGCCAUGUUCCAGAAGCAUUAUCUCCUGAUGUGGGUGAAACGUCAGGAGAGAAUGUUUCUGGAAUGUGGCGGUACAGCCCGGAAAACUCACAACAACCCAGUGAUUCCAGCCGUGGAAGCCUUAGACAACACAUUAAACAGAACAUACUUUGGUAAAAGAUUUAGCGCAUGGAAGACUGACACACAAGUUUAUCACAGUAGAGAAAAAAUCCACUUAAAAACUGGUUUCUGCCUCCUGCAGAAUUCUGGGGUUUGUAGUUUAGUGAGGCUGUUAAAGGCUCCUCCGUAAACUACAAACCCCAGACAGAAACCAGAUUUUAAGUGGAUUUUCCCCCUCUAGUCUGAUGAAGUAAGCUGACUACUCUCUCUACCCCUCAUCCAGCUUUGCCUAUUAACACUAUGUAACAAAACUUGAAAAAAAAUCUGUUCCUCGUUUGAAAGUGUCAUUUCCUGUUUAAAUGUGUGGUACUUACUUGGAAAGCAGUUGUUCUACUCCAGAAACUUUGUUUUUGUGCUUGCCACAAACUGUGUCGGAUUGGUGGCGUCUUUGAGAUAGUCAUUGGAAAACCAUCGCAAAAUGUUCUGCAGGAUGAUGUCCCUCCCUCCCUCUCUCCCUCCCUCCCACAAAAACAAAGUUUUGGCAACUUAAUCAACUUUUCCCGUGUUUUUAUGAUCGACCCAAUGGGGAAAUGACAUUCUUGACCCAGGAACAAAGAUCCUAGUGUGACACGGUGUCAUUUGUUUUCUCUCCCACCCCAGUCCUCCUGAGUUAAGAGCAGCGUGUAAUUAUUUGUAUACAUAUUAAAGACUGGUUUGCCUUUAGAUUUCUAACCAAGUUGAGAUAGAAUUGAUAGUGGUGAGUUUUUUUGGAAAAAAAAAUAGAACUUGACAGAGAAUUGUGUCCUUUUAGGAAAGUAGCCCUUUGAGAAUGAGAGAACCUUGAGUUCAGUUAGUGCAUCGGCUUUGAAAACAAGUUCUGUUCAAACUUAAAGACAUCUUUUCCCCCAAGCGCUUUGCAUUGUGCCUAGUAUCUCUGAAAAUAGUUUCAGUCCAAAAGGCUCGGCCACGCUCCGUUGCUUAAAACUCCCCUGCAAGAUGCUCCCCUGCAAGUUGGGGUGCAAAAGAAAUAAUGUGCAAUAUAAUAUGCCCCCUUACACAGGCGUGCACACACAGUAACCAUCCUUGCAAGGACAUAAAACAAGAAAAAAGUAUUUUGCUAUACAUCAAGGCAACAAAGGGGAUCACUUAACAAAAGAACUAAGGGGUCUAGUCCCUGGAAACCCUUUAGUGUUACAUUUGGUGGCUUUUUAAUGGAAAUCAGACAAGUUUGGACUGAUUUGUCGAAGAAGAAAAGGGGGAAGGGGAUUAACUGAAAAGGAUCCAAAGAGGCUUAUUGACUCUUUCCAUUGUCAAACAAAUUCUGGGAAUGAAUAGAUCAAGAAGCACUCCAUUUUAUUUUUUAUUUUCAGAGAAGGGAAACUAUCUGAACCUAUGGUCUGUCCUUUGCUGCAAAGGGAAGGCACAUGUUUGUGUGAGAGAGAACGUACGAGUGUGUCUGUGUGUGGAAAUGAUAUAUAUUUGUCAGAUGCGAUUAUUUUUCAUGUCCUACUAUUUUAUGAAAUAAUAAUGACAAUUAAUAAAAUUGCCUUUAGUUUGAUAA